AUGCAGGCCUCUCCUCAGCUCCGACCUAGGUGUCCCUCCGGUGCGGCCUAUUCCCGGGACCUCUUCGGCGCGGCCUGUCCCCCGGAUAACUCCGGUGCAGCCUAUCCCUGGGACCUCUCCGGUGCGGCCUAUUCCCGGGACCUCUCCGGUGCGGCCUAUCCCCGGGAGCUCUCCGGUGCGGUCUAUCCCCGGGAGCUCUCCGGUGCGGCCUAUCCACGGGAUCCCUCCGGCGCGGCCUAUUCCCGGGAACCAAUCGGUGCAGCCUAUUCACGGGACCCCCUCCCCGGUGCGGUCUGUGUGUCCGAGCGGAGGGGCAGUGCUCGAGUCGGCUGGAUAUCGGACAUCGUUGUGGUCGUAGCCGCGGAAAGCGUCGGUUUGAUGAAGUCCGUCGUUCACAAAUAUGGACACAAACGUAUAACUCUGGUGGAAGGCGGGCUGACGCGUCACCGGUCCAUCCUCAGCGGGCUCCGAGCUUUCCUAGAAGAUCAUUCGCUGGGGCCGGCGCUGCAGAAGCCGGAGGUGGUGAUCAUCCACGAUGCCGUCCGUCCGUUCGUGGGGGAAGAUGUCCUGCUGCAAGUCGCCCGAUCAGCCAAGGAGAACGGUGCAGCCGGCGCGGUGCGUCCAUUGGUGUCCACAGUCAUCGCUUCCUCCUCCGAUGGAUGUCUGGCCCAUUCCCUGGAACGGGCGAAGCACAGAGCCAGUGAGAUGCCGCAGGCUUUCCUGUUCGAUGUCAUCUAUAAUGCGUACCUUCAGUGCACUGACUACGACCUGGAUUUUGGCACGGAGUGCUUACAUUUGGCCCUGGAGUACAGUAAAGUCAGAGCGAAGUUAGUGGAAGGACCCCCCGACCUGUGGAAGGUGACCUACAAGCGAGAUUUAUACGCAGCUGAGUCAAUUAUUAAAGAGUGCCUGGGUAAACAGCUCUGUAUUAUAACUCAUUGUAAAGAAGACGCCAUCCAGAUUGGAUUUCUGCUCCAUGAAACUCUCAAAUCCCAGAUAAAGAACGUGAAAGCAAUUUCAUCAUCAAUGUGCAAAACCGGCCAUGACCUGCUGAGCAUUUUGCAAGGACAGUGCUACAACUUUGUUUGCAUCAAUGUAAAAGAAUCCGAUUUCGAGGAAACCCAGAAACUAACGGCCUUACUUCAGACUGCUGGAGUGUGUCCUUCCUACCCGUCUGUCAUUGUGUCAGUCCAUCUGGAUUUUCCAGAUCAGAGCGGAACGCAGGACCUAAGUGGGAUCCGAGACUUCGCCAAAGAAGCACAAAAAUCCGAUGUGUUGGUUUACGGUCUUCUGAUACGUUUUUCUAAGGAUGAAGUUCGGCUUCAAGAAAACGUUGAGGAAGCCUCUGCAAUCAUCAUGGGGCUGAUCAAGGACCGGAACCCAGUGCUCACCGGGCAGAUAUUGGUCGCAGGAAAGUAAUGUUGAGGGAAUACGUAUACAAAAGCUUUGUAACUGGUAAUGUGCGCUGCCAAAACUUUCAGUGCAGUGGCUG
Molecule: messenger RNA, 1492 nt
Organism: Nanorana parkeri
Lineage: Eukaryota; Metazoa; Chordata; Amphibia; Anura; Dicroglossidae
Gene: CRPPA
Product: isoprenoid synthase domain containing
Exons: 10
Coding region: 1-1419 (472 amino acids)
Biological process (GO): protein O-linked glycosylation via mannose; isoprenoid biosynthetic process
Cellular component (GO): cytosol
Molecular function (GO): D-ribitol-5-phosphate cytidylyltransferase activity
Source: RefSeq, a predicted model, not a curated record